Messenger RNA from Mercenaria mercenaria, 3267 nucleotides. RefSeq lists its product as uncharacterized. The transcript is spliced from 9 exons. NCBI's taxonomy places the organism in Eukaryota, Metazoa, Mollusca, Bivalvia, Venerida, Veneridae. The coding region runs from base 113 to 1087 and encodes 324 amino acids. The record is from RefSeq and is a predicted model, not a curated record.
CGCUAUUUUUGACUAUCAGUUUAGUUAUAUUUUGUCGCGGUAGUGUGCACAAGGAGAAAUUGAUUUAGUCCCAUACGCGCAUGCACUUCCACAAUACAAGAAAGAUUAUAGAAUGAAUAUAUAUGUUUUUGUGAUAUUGAUUAUAAUUGCUGUCUUAGGCAAUUAUGUGACGGACUGUGCUAGGUUUGGUGUCAGAGGUGGAAGUUUCAGAAGUGGAACAAUAAGCAGUGGAACAAGAAGUGUGGGAUCUAGAAUUAGCGGAACCGUUCGGAGUUCAACAAGGUUUGCAACUCGUUCCACUUAUCUAGGAUCCUCUUACCAACAGGGAACCUGGAAGACUGCCGACCGUACCUUGUACGGUCUAUCUAGUUACAAACGACGGAGAAGAUACCUCGAUUCUCCUGACAGCGAGCCUACAGUUUGCUUCAAUGAAAAUAACUUGCGUAAUGAAACAUAUGGGUAUUUCAUAUGUCCGGAAGAUGGCCAAAGUGACGACAUGACCUACUGUUGCGGGGAUGAGGAUGCACAAACAUGCUGCGAAUAUGCCGAUGCUACCGCUUUGGAACGAAUUAUCGGUAUAGUAGGUUGUGUUGUCGCCACUGCAAUUAUUGUGGGUGUUGUGGUCUACUGUGUUUGUAUAAAAAGAAGAAGAGAUGCGAAGCGCAAGCUUCCCCCCCUCGACUUUCAAAAUCAGUUAACAGGUCCUGCGUCUGUGCAGUAUAAUACGAGUCAGCCAUAUAGUACGAGUCAGCCACAUGGUACGAGACAACCGUAUAGUACGGGUGUGGAUUUCCAGUAUGGUCAAAAGCAAGGCAUGAAUUCCUAUCCGCAAACUGCCGACGGGACAAGUAUCUAUGAUACUACUAUGUCUUACCCACAAACUGUUGACGGACCAAAUACCCACGAUACUAUUUGCAAUUUUGCCGUCAAUGAUGGAGCCCCUCCCUAUUCCUCCUGGCCUAAUGGCUUCGAGAGUGAAAAAUCUUACCAAACACAGAAUAAUACAUCCAUGCCUCCGCCAUACCGAACGGUUCCAUACUCAGGUUUUCAAGACGUGCCUACGGAACCGCCACCUGACUACCCCUAAAAUAACAUCUAACAACUGUGUCUCAGACAGAUUAACAAGGGACGCAAUCAUUGAACAUUGUUCCAAACUAAUACCUAUUAGAAAUUACUUGGUUAUAAAACACCUACAUACUUUAAGUUAAUAUUUUGGAGUAUAAACAAUAAGCAAAUGAUAGGCAGAUCACUUUCAUUUUUAAAAGCAAAGAGAUACUAGUAACUUACAGCUUACAGUAAACAUUAUUUGAUGUAUCAAGCCUGUACUCAUUUAUGCCAUUUUAUCAAAUACUCUGGAGUUUUUGUCAAUUUUUAGAUAGGUCACAGGUCUCUACAAAGACCACCCUUUGGAAAUAAAAUGUGGUCUUUCUCUUAAACAUUUGUUUGUCACAACAGAUAAGUAACUUUUCUUUUUGGAAGCCGACGGUAUGUAGAAAACGGUGACAUUUUAAUGCAAUAUUAUUUAACUGUGAUACGCAGUCAGAAGUGAUCCUUAGAACAAGUUUGAUUGUAUAUGGAAUUAUGAUACCAUUUAUGUUACAUAUGCACAUCUUUCCAAAACAGCCCGCCCGCUUAGCUCAGUAGGUAAGAGCGUUGGUCUACGGAUCGCGGGAUCGCGAGUUCGAUCCUCGGGCGGGGCGUAUGUUCUCCGUGGCUAUUUGAUAAACGACAUUGUGUCUGAAAUCAUUAGUCCUCCACCUCUGAUUCAUAUGGGGAAGUUGGCAGUUACUUGCGGAGAACAGGUUUGUACUGGUACAAAAUCCAGGAACAUUGGUUAAGCAUACAGUUUGUCAUUUAAAAUAUCACAGUGAAGUGAAGUGCAUGCAAUUCCGUUGUAUUUAAAGUCGUUUAGUGCCAUAAUACUUUUGAAAAAUGCAUGUUUUUCUCAUUUCUGUUCUAUUAGGUCUUAUCGACAUUUCUUACUUAGCAUUUGUUGUAAACAAAGAAAGAGUGACCCUUUUCAGUCGAAAUUUGCAAAGGGAAAUUCAGGUUCAGACAUGUGAAUAAGAAAUCUUCAAGUUAUUUACACUCUCACGGAGAAGCGGGGUGGUAUUUUGGUGGCAAGGGCUUGAGAACUUUAAUCUUAGAAAGAAAUUUGUUCACAAACAUUUUAUAAUGAGUCUAUAUGUGCGACAGUGCCUGUUCCAUACUGUAAUACAGCCUAACCCUGCUGUAUGUAAAUGCACUUUUCCUGAAUAAGUUUAUCACCAUCACAGUGGUUGAAGACGACGUAAUUAAGUUGAAACCAUCCUUAAAUUGCAGCCCUGCCAUUAGUCUGUCUGACCUAUGAUGCGAUUGGUCUGGGACUGUUGUCGAAAAUUAGCAUAAUAGCCGUCAACCCUAACGAUUUUGUAUAAUUAUCUGGGAGUCUUUGCGGUCGAAUUGUUAUUUUUCACUGAUAUGAUAUCAUAGAUCCCUCUUUGAAUAUUUUGAGAGAGAAGGAGCUUGCAGGUUACAUUCGUGUCUAAAAAAAUAGUGCUCUUAAAGGCGCCUAAGUUUAUCCUCAAGCAACAGAUAUUUCCGUUUACGGCUGCAGCAAGGAAUUCUAAAAGGAGAUACACCCAGAACUCGUCGCCAUUUCUUUUUAUUUGUUUAAAGAGAAGGAGCUUGCAGGUUACAUUCGUGUCUAAAAAACAGUGCUCUUAAAGGCGCCUAAGUUUAUGCUCAAGCAACAGAUAUUUUCCGUUUACGGCUGCAGCAAGGAAUUCUAAAAGGAGAUACACCCAGAACUCGUCGCUAUUUCUUUUUAUUUGUUUAAAGCAGAUAGCAACUGAUUUUAAAUAUCGAAAAUGAUAAAACAUUAUUUGAAUAUAAAGGACAGCAAUAUAUUAUAUUUUUUUUGUGUCAGUAGCAUGCCUGUUUCUACAUUAUUUUACAUUCAAAUAAAAUCUCCCAAGCCCACAGAAUAUCACAAGAAAGUUUUUCUAUCAGAAGGUGUGUAGCUUUAAGUACAUGAUGCUAGUAAUAAUGAAAUUGCGAUCAGACAAAUCCUAAUAUUGCAAUUAAAACAUUUUUUUAUAUUGUUAUCACUAAUUUUGUAUUUGCAUAAUUAUAUUUAAAAUAUAGUUCUACAUUUUGUGUGUGACAUUUCUCAGAAGAUAUUAUGUUUCUUUAAUUUUGUUUUGUUUUUACAUUGAUCAAUGAUCCUUUUAUAUAUGUUAUGUGUUAUUUUUUGACAUUUUAUUUGUAAAUAAAGACAUUUUUUUU